AGUCGGUAUUCACAGUACAAGGCGACACAAUCGCCUUAGAACUCUCCUAGUGUGGUGUGGUGUUCGGUACCCGGUCAUAUGUUCAGCAAAUAAUAUAAAAAAGUUAAUUAACUAAACUGAAAAUGGCUAGUAGUGACUAUGCUACGAAUAAGGCUGAACCAAAUGGAAAAGCAGCAACAGGCAGUGAUACUCCUGAGAGAGCGUCUUGGGGACGACCCUUGGAGUUUAUUCUAGCCUGUCUUGGAUACGCUGUGGGUUUGGGUAACGUCUGGAGAUUCCCUUACCUCUGCUAUAGGAAUGGAGGCGGCGCUUUCCUCAUCCCAUUCUUCCUCAUGUUACUUUUCAUUGGAUUGCCUCUUUUCUACCUGGAAUUGUACAUAGGCCAGUACACUGGUAUCGGUCCCUUGCAGGCUUUCAGUGCCAUUUCUCCCUUCUUCACUGGCUUGGGUUACUGCACCCUGGUCGUGAUCUCCAUCAUUUCCAUUUACUACAUGAUUAUCGUCUCCUGGACCUUGUUCUACACUAUUGUGUCCAUCGCCGGAUUCCUUGAUUGGGGUUCCUGUAUUAAUGACUACAAUACUGAUGCUUGUUACAGUGGAGACUAUGACAACCAUUGCAGACAAAAUAACACAGGAGCAGCUACAGACCUCACCUACUAUCUGAGAGAAUGUAUUAGUAUUGGAGAUAUCUGUGUACAAACCGGCUUCGAACCCUAUGAUGGCAAGCAAUGCUUGGAUGGAAAUGAACUUAUACCAUGGUACACGAAUGUAACAAGGAUUUUGGCAUCUGAGGAAUAUUACAAUGAACGUGUGCUAGGCAGAGGUGAUGCUACUUGGGAAAACUGGGGUACCAUACAGUGGCACUUAGUAGGAUGUCUGGCUUUAUCAUGGCUCAUUGCUUUCUUCUGUGUCAUCAAGGGUGUCCAAUCUGCCGGCAAAGUAGUGUACUUCACUGCAUUGUUCCCCUACGUGAUGUUGACAGCUUUACUGAUCAGAGGAGUCACUCUAGAAGGAGCUGUUGACGGUGUCAUUUUCUAUUUAUCUCCAAAUUGGAGCACCCUACUCGAUGCUCGUGUUUGGGGUGAUGCUGCUUCACAGAUCUUCUACUCCUUCGGUGUGGCAUGUGGGUCUCUCGUCACUUUGGCUUCGUAUAACAAAUUCAACAAUAACUGUCAUUUCGAUGCAGUGUUCGUCAGUUUUACGAACUUCUUGACAUCUGUGUACGCUGGGUUCGCCAUCUUCUCUGUGCUGGGUUUCCAAGCUCAGCUCAUGGGUGUUAGUGUCAGUGAUGUGGCGACGGAAGGUCCUGGCUUAGCAUUUGUAGCAUACCCCGAAGCGUUACUUCAGAUGCCUGUCUCCAGGUUGUGGUCUAUCCUGUUCUUCUUGAUGUUGUUCAUCCUUGGUCUUGGAAGUCAGUUCGCUGGCAUUGAAGCCAUCAACACGGCUAUUGUCGAUAGAUGGCCACAUUUGAGGAAGAAUUACUGGAGGGUGACUGCGUUCACAUGUCUAACAUGUUUUAUAUUGGGAAUACCGAUGUGUUUUAGCGGUGGAGUGUACUUGUUUACACUUCUUGAUUGGAACACUGCCUCUUGGGCUAUUCUCUUGAUUGGUAUGGCUGAGUGUGUUGCUGUAUCUUGGAGCUAUGGUAUUAAUCGGGCUAUGAAGGACCUUAAGUCUAUGGGCAUGCCGCUAAACAAGGUGCUCCGUUUCUACUGGAGAGCUGUAUGGACAGUCAUCGGCCCUGUAGUCAGUCUUGGUAUCCUGAUCUUCAUAUUCUAUGACUGGACACCUCCGCACUAUGAAGACUACAAGUUCCCAUUGUUCGCUGACUUGCUGGGCUGGGCUGUCGGACUAUCAACACUCGUUUUAUUCCCAGUAGGAAUCGGAUGGGCCCUGUAUCAUGGAUAUAGAGGCAAACAACUGUUCACACCAACUGAUGCCUGGCAGCCAGCAAACAAAGCUCUCAUUGCCCCUCGGUCUGAUUCGAUCGUAACAACAGAUUCAGUACAUCAAGGACCUUACGACAAUGUGGGAUACAUUAUGUGAAUAUGUCGCUAUAUGUAAAACUAACACGAGUAUCUAGUCAAAUGAGUUUGGUUAUAUUGAACCAAACUCAAAACGCUAGUAUUAAGUUCAAAAUACAUCGUAGUAGCGACACAAAAAAACUAUAAUCAAAUGUUGCUUUUCAGGGUUCAAGUCUAUUACAACUUUUAAUAUCUGGCAUAAUUUUUUAUUCAAACGCCAAUCCAUGUUGUCAUUGCAAUUUGAGCCCUAUUUAUUAUUGGCAAAUGCAGGUUUAAAAUCGAACAGCAAUGAUAUGCUAUCUAUUUUGAUACCUGUAUAACUUUGACAGUAAUGUCGCAAUCGUGACGUCACUCGUGUCAUGGGCGUAGGUAGUACUGUGUUAUCUGCGUAACAUCAAGUGAGUCUUAUCAAGGAUAAGCUUUGUUGCUGAAAGUAAUAUCAUAAAAAUAGCUACAAAAUGUAUGUGAAAUGUUAGAACUGUUUCACUUUACGGACACACUAUAUUUUUUACUAAAACCUAAUUUAAAAUCCAUUGUGUCAAAUAAUGUUUGAAACAAUGAACACGAACAAAUCUAAUUACCGAAGUUGAUUCUUAAUGAAAUAGACAUAACAAUAUGACUUCGAUAAAAAUUGCGACGGGAUACAAAAUUAUUUAAUUAAUACAUUUUUCGUUGCAACUAUUUUCAAUAAAUUUUAAUGAAAAUAGAUAUCUGUAUAUAAGAAUCUUAGUUUAAGUAAUAUAAACCUAGUUCACUAAUCGCCAUGUAAAAAGCAGAUCAAAAAUCGAUAAACAAAAAGACUUAAAAAUGCUUUUUAUUUGAUGAUUAUUUUAGUAUUGAUUUACU
This is a messenger RNA of Spodoptera litura, 2869 nucleotides long. Its product is annotated as sodium- and chloride-dependent glycine transporter 1. NCBI's taxonomy places the organism in Eukaryota, Metazoa, Arthropoda, Insecta, Lepidoptera, Noctuidae. The record is from RefSeq and is a predicted model, not a curated record. Gene Ontology annotation, biological process: amino acid import across plasma membrane; sodium ion transmembrane transport; nitrogen compound transport. Gene Ontology annotation, cellular component: plasma membrane. Gene Ontology annotation, molecular function: amino acid:sodium symporter activity; glycine transmembrane transporter activity.